This is a messenger RNA of Nomia melanderi (Alkali bee), 2862 nucleotides long. RefSeq names its product nuclear receptor subfamily 2 group E member 1. The record is from RefSeq and is a predicted model, not a curated record. Gene Ontology annotation, biological process: regulation of DNA-templated transcription. NCBI's taxonomy places the organism in Eukaryota, Metazoa, Arthropoda, Insecta, Hymenoptera, Halictidae. Gene Ontology annotation, molecular function: DNA-binding transcription factor activity; sequence-specific DNA binding; zinc ion binding.
CCAAAAAUUACGAGCCCAUAGAUCACGCGCACACCCUUGUGUACCAACUAGGCCGCCGGAGUCCUCGCGAUAAAGGACCUCCGGUUCCGAUUUCACGCGUUCUUCGCUGCCUCCGCUCGGAUCUGUCCCGUGAUCAACGCGGUCUACGCUUCAGGAACCGUGCUGGAUACCGAAGCUGCGAACGGAUCAGCCAUUGGGACGUGGACAAGACCAGAUCAAGAUGGCCGCUGCUGCUGGUUUAAGAAGAUCGAGUCGAAGAUGGUCGUUGAUGAAUACACAGGUGUGAACACUUGCGGUUUACUUCUGUGACGAUUGAUUUAAAAAAUCGAAUAUUUACUACGGAUUACCAUUGAGACUUCAACGGAACGUUGUGCAGGUCCGGUGACAAGAUGGAGGACAGCCGGGCUGAGAGUUUGUGCAAAGUUUGCGGCGACAAAGCUUCCGGAAAACACUACGGAGUGCCCAGCUGCGACGGAUGUCGUGGUUUUUUUAAGCGGUCAAUCCGCAGGUAUGCAAGAAAUUUGGAUUACAUCUGCAAGGACAGUGGCCGCUGCAUCGUCGAUGUGUCACGUCGCAAUCAGUGCCAAGCGUGUCGUUUUACCAAGUGCCUUCAGGUUAACAUGAAACGAGAUGGUACGCUUCGUUUCACCGCGGUUCAACACGAAAGAGCUCCACGAAGUACUUCUUCGCUGGUCGGGGCUGCAAGGAGAGGUCCUACAGGACUUUAUUCAGGAAUUCCGCACGUGUAUCACGCUACAAGCAACCAUCCGUAUCAUCCUCUUUUAUAUCCAGCGUUGUUUCCCUUCAAACCAACGAUAACGCAAGCGUUCACGCCAUCGGUCGCUACACAUUUUUUGCAACGAUCAUCGUCAGAACCACUAACAGUGACGACUGCCAAAGAAGACGAAGUGACCAGCUCCGAAGAGGCUGGGUCGGUAGAAACUAGAACAAAGCCGAAAGAUAUUAUUAACGUUUGUGAUAAGAAAUAUUCAAAUUUAAUUUUCUCGGACACUACGAAGUUUGUAAAAGAAGAUUUAGUGAACACCCGAUUAGCGCAUCCGAUCAUCAAUCCUACGUCUCCAGAAUACAUAACCAGUUUUUCGAUUUUGCCCACGGAAAAUAUCUACGAAUUCGCGGCGAAAUUGCUGUUCUUUGCAGUCAGAUGGGCUAGGAGCAUUCAUUCUUUUUUACAGUUGCCGUACAGAGAUCAGACCAUUCUCCUGGAAGAAUCUUGGAGUGAACUGUUCGUCCUAACAGCUGCACAAUGGAAUUUUCCCGUUGAAGAGGUCGCAUUGGUAUCCAGUGAUACACCAUCCGAAAGGAAAGAAGUACUCGUUGACGAAGUGAGGAGAUUGAGGGAAUUGUUGGGAAAAUGCGCCCUUCUCAGAGUCGACCACUCAGAAUACGCUUGUCUUAAGGCAAUCGUCCUUUUUAAAGCAGAAUCCCGAGGACUUUGCGAAAGGGGAAGAAUAACAGCCUUACAAGAACAGACGGUUACAGUGUUCUGUGAAAGAGAUUCGCGCAGGGUUGGACGAUUGCUGCUGUUGUUACCUUCAGCGCGAGCGCUCUGUCGAUCAACUCUACAAGAAUUGUUGUUCAAACCUACGGUAGGUGACGUUAGCAUCGAACGGCUAUUGGGUGAUAUGGUGAGCGCGCUUAGACCGACAUAACGUAACUGAUCGACAAAACUUGCUUAAUUGGUAAGUGUUACCAAAAUAACGGAUGUGAUAGACUAAUACUUAGCGUAUUUGGUGUCACACGAUAGAACGACGAAUACAACGUAACGUAUACAAAAACUUAUAGUUUGUUUUCCAAAUCUAAUUAAUUAUUAUGUGGACAAUUAUGUGAUUGUUGGUGUACCUCAAGAAUCUUGUUUAGAUGAACAGAAACAUAAUGACAAGAUAUGAAUGCGAAUAUCUUGGGAAAGGACAAGAACAAUAUACCAAAGACAUUUUUACAUACCUUCCACAUUUUUUAAAAAUGCGCUGAUAAUGAAGCAUUGUUUUCUUCAGCAAACUUCAAUCAGUGGAGAAUCCAUUUUGUGAUAAAUAAUAGUUUAAAAUAUUCAGAAUACAAAAGUGUCUGUGUGUGAUGAUUUUAAACAAAUUUUCUAUUAAUUUAGUGCUCCAGUCAAGAAUGGAGUUGCAAAAUUUACAGUUCUUCCUCUUAGAGGGCAUAACAAGAUUAUGACACCCUUUUACAAAAUUGUCUUUUUCUGUUAUGGCUGUGGUUUGUUUUUUAUUAUUUAUGUAAAUUGUGAUACGUAUCUACGAUUAUAUGUAUCUUGAAUUUGUUAUGGACAGUGAAAUAACGAUAAAUGGUCGACUAGCUUAUAUUGCUAAGGAGGAUACUUCAUAAAAUCUGUUAAUGACAUAGAUAUUUGCAUUAAUCGCGUCCUCAUGUUACCACUUAAUAAAUCUAGUCAAUUGUUUAUUGUAUGUACUUACUAGAAAGUAGAGCUAUUAGUUUAAAAUAAAUACUCAAGUAUUAUAUUCUAAAACGUUAUGCAAUUGUUUUACGUCGAACCCUAACUGUAUUAUCCAGUAACAAAAUUGUAAACUAAAUACAAUUACUUAUAUUCGUUAUACUAUAAAGUUAUUGUAAUUUCUGACCAUUUUGUACUUCGUAAUCUUUUCUUCGUCACAACAGAUGUGUUAAAAGUUUCGAAAGAUCACUUUCAAACUAAUAUUCAAAUUUGCCCUAAUAUAUUUACAAACCGUUCAAAACAUCUAGUUCGCUUAAACAUCUCUGAAUUAAUCGGAGAAAAUAUAUAAAAAAAUUUAAGGUAAAGCUAUAAAAGACAAUCCCUUGUCAACAGUCGAUUGUUAUUACUUCAGUAAACUGCCGGUGCAUUUUAGAAAC